UGGGACUUUUGGGGUUUCAGUUUGUGACAGACGGAUGCAGUGGUAGGCCGGUAGCUACAACUACAACGUGGUUACAGAAGAAGAAGAAGAAGAAGAAAAUGGCGGGGUUGAAGGGUUUUUUGAAGAAAGGUUUAGGAGAAAUGGAAUUCAACGCCGGCGGAGGAGUCAUUAAUUGGUUCCCCGGACACAUGGCAGCCGCCACGCGUGCCAUCCGUAGCCGCCUUAAACUUUCCGACCUCGUCAUCGAAGUCAGAGACGCUCGUAUUCCUUUGUCCUCCGUUAACUCCGAUCUUCAACCUCAUCUUUCCUCUAAACGACGUGUCAUUGCACUCAACAAAAAAGACUUAGCCAACCCCAACAUCAUGCAUAAAUGGGUGAAUUACUUUGAGACCUCUAAGCAAGAUUGCAUUCCUAUAAACGCUCAUAGUAAGAGUUCUGUUACGAAGCUUCUCGAACUUGUCGAGUUUAAAUUGAAGGAAGUCAUUUCUAAGGAACCUACUUUACUUGUUAUGGUCGUUGGUGUUCCUAAUGUUGGAAAAUCUGCUUUGAUUAAUUCCAUUCAUCAAAUUGCACGAUCUCGAUUUACCGUGCAGGAGAAGAUGAAGAGAGCUACUGUGGGUCCACUACCCGGUGUUACUCAAGAUAUUGCAGGAUUUAAGAUAGCAAACAAACCAAGCAUAUAUGUCCUAGAUACCCCAGGGGUUUUGGUUCCAAGUAUCGCAGACAUAGAAACAGGGUUAAAGCUUGCUCUUGCAGGGUCUGUUAAAGAUUCGGUGGUGGGUGAGGAGCGUAUUGCUCAAUACUUAUUAGCAGUUUUAGAUACCCGGGGUACUCCACUUCACUGGAAGCACCUAAAUAACCGGAGAAUAGAUGGGAUUGCAUACGAAGCUGAGGAAUAUCAUCGAUAUGACCUGAAAAAUCUUAAGCAAAGAAGAAGUCUGCCUAAUAGAUCUGACUUGGUAUAUGUGGAGGAUAUCGUAGUAGAAGUUCAGCAUGCACUCUAUUCGACUCUAGCAGAAUUCAAUGGCAACGUACAAGAUGAGAGCGACUUGGAGAACCUUAUUGACCAGCAGUUUGGGGCAUUGCAGAAGGCAUUGAAAAUACCAAACAAGGCUUCUGAAGCACGUUUGAUGGUAUCCAAAAAGUUCCUUACUCUAUUUAGGGCUGGUAAAUUAGGACCUUUUAUCCUUGAUGAUGUCCCCGAAGCCAAGCCUGUAUAAAAGAUAUAUUGGCUCCUCAUUUCUUAUUUGUAUAUGUUAUAACAAAUUUUGCUAUAACUUGCAAAUAGUGAUGGAUUUAGCUAUAGAUUGAGCUUUCUGUGGAGGA
This is a messenger RNA of Cicer arietinum (chickpea), 1326 nucleotides long. Its product is annotated as short integuments 2, mitochondrial. Gene Ontology annotation, cellular component: mitochondrion. The record is from RefSeq and is a predicted model, not a curated record. Lineage: Eukaryota; Viridiplantae; Streptophyta; Magnoliopsida; Fabales; Fabaceae. Gene Ontology annotation, molecular function: GTP binding; GTPase activity. Gene Ontology annotation, biological process: mitochondrial translation.